Oppiella nova is the source of this 1185-nucleotide messenger RNA. The record is from the annotation of a GenBank genome assembly. Lineage: Eukaryota; Metazoa; Arthropoda; Arachnida; Sarcoptiformes; Oppiidae.
AUGUCGGCAAACGAUGUGGUGAUCAGCGGUAUGUCCGGUCGGUUCCCACUGUCGGACAACACCGACGAGUUGGCCCGCAAUCUGUAUGCGGGCACUGAUAUGGUCACCGGUGAUGACACCCGAUGGCCCAUAGAUUUAUUGGAUAUAAACCCACGGAUGGGAAAGAUUACGGACUUCAAUAAGUUUGACUCAACCUUUUUCGGACUGGCCGACCAACUGGUCACUGAGAUUGACCCUCAGGCCCGGAUGCUACUGGAGGUGGCCUACGAGGCCAUUAUGGACGCUGGCAUAAAUCCGCGUGAGAUUAGGGGCUCAAACACCGGUGUCUACGUCGGCGUAUCCAUGUAUCCGGCGUGUGAGGGCUAUCCCGAGGACAUGCAACCGGACGCGCGUUCAACGAUACAACAGUUGGCCCUCAUAUCCAUGUCUAACAUCAAGAACUUCUACGCGAGUCGUAUAUCAUUCGUGUUUGACUUGAAGGGGCCGUCGAUGAUAGUGGACACCGCCUGCUCGGCCAGUCUCACCGCCAUGACUGUAGCCAUGAAUGAUAUGAGACUCGGUCAAAUCGACAACGCUAUAGUGUGCGGCACUCACAUGGUAUUCGAGCCCUUCAUACUACAGCUGCAACAGGAGUCGGGUCUCUGUUCCCAAAAGGGUGUGUCGGCAGUGCUGGACGAGGGCGCCGACGGUUUCGUGAAGGGGGAGGCCGUGAACGGUGUGUUUCUGCAGCGCCGGCAUAACGCGCGUCGAGUGUACGGCACCGUCCGUACGGCGCGUAUGAAUAACGACGCGAAUAAGACGAUUGGGAUGUUCUUCCCGUCGACCGUAGCUCAGGAGGAGCUCAUGGUUAGCACGUAUACCGACGCCGGUAUAGACCCCCUCGAGUUGACCUAUUUUGAGGCUCAUUGUACCGGUACUAAGGUGGGCGAUACUCAAGAAGUGAAAGCUAUAUACAACGCUUAUUGUAAGGCACCGGGACGUCAGACACCAUUGCCAUUGGGGGUCGUGAAGAGCAAUUUGGGUCACUCGGAGGGCGGCUCCGGUAUUACAUCCAUCAUAAAAGUGUUGAUAUCCUAUGAGAAUGAAUGCAUUCCUCCGAACCGUAAUCUCAAUCAACUGAAGAGCGAGUGUGAGGAUUGGUUGGUGUCAAUAACCUGGGUAUUGGUGGUGCCAAUGCACACGUAA